Messenger RNA from Pogona vitticeps (central bearded dragon), 444 nucleotides. RefSeq names its product ribosomal protein L31 (gene RPL31). Gene Ontology annotation, biological process: cytoplasmic translation. Lineage: Eukaryota; Metazoa; Chordata; Lepidosauria; Squamata; Agamidae. The record is from RefSeq and is a predicted model, not a curated record. Gene Ontology annotation, cellular component: cytosolic large ribosomal subunit; ribosome. Gene Ontology annotation, molecular function: structural constituent of ribosome.
UAAAAACUCUUCCCUAAAUGUUACAUGUAUAGAUGGCUCCUGCAAAGAAAGGUGGUGAAAAGAAAAAAGGACGAUCAGCGAUCAAUGAGGUGGUUACUCGUGAAUAUACUAUAAACAUUCACAAGCGGAUGCAUGGCGUGGGCUUCAAGAAGCGGGCUCCCCGUGCUCUGAAGGAGAUACGCAAGUUUGCAAUGAAAGAGAUGGGGACGCCUGAUGUACGAAUUGACACCCGUUUGAACAAAGCAGUCUGGGCGAAGGGAAUAAGAAAUGUUCCCUAUCGUAUCCGUGUGCGUUUAUCUAGAAAACGCAAUGAAGAUGAAGAUUCACCCAAUAAACUGUACACGCUGGUUACUUAUGUGCCAGUUACUACUUUCAAAAGUCUACAGACAGUCAAUGUGGAUGAAAACUAAAUUUUCAUUACAAUAAAAAUUAUAAUGAAACUUA